AUGUCCCCAGCCGCCCGCUCCCUCCCUUCCCCUCCCCUCAAAUCACGCUCCAUCCCCUCCAAUCACGCUCCCUCCCUUCCCCAUGCGCGCACCCAAGCCGCCGCCGCCUCUCCCACGUUCCCUCCCCCUCCCCACGCAUUCGUCCACACCUCCGCCGUUCCCCUCCGAGCCAGCCCCGCCCGGCAAGGCCAUCUAGCCGCGUCUCGCCGCGGCGUCUCCUCCCUGCUCGCUUGCCUCCUCGCCCGCCCGAGCCGCAACUACACCGACUUGCGAUCAGCGCGCUGCGAUAAAGGAAGGAAUUACCAUGAGAAUGGAAGGGCUGCUGUACCACGAGGUGCAGGAGGGGAAGCUCUGCGCCAUGCACUGCGUCAACACCGCCCUACAGGGCCCCUUCUUCUCCGAGUUCGACAUCUCGCCGCGCUCGCCGUCGACCUCGACCAGCGGGAGCGCCUGGUGAUGCUCGAGGGCUGCCGAAGCCCCGGCGCCUCCAACGCUGCCACAGGGGACUUCUUCACCGUGGGCGAGGGAUCCCACAAGGUCUCCUCGACGGUGAUUUCAGCAUCCAGAUCGCUGCUUGGAAUUGAGGGGAUUUUUGCUCGAGCAUUGCUGUUUGGAAGUCGUCGAUUGCCUCAGGUUGACAUGGAUGAUGCCCACCAAGUGUCCAAGCGUUUGCUGAAAUGCCCUCAAGAGGUGGAGUUUUUUUUUUCAGAGGUGACAAUGUAUAUGUCAUUAUGGAUCCUGCGGGAAUUGCAUGCUCAUUUGAUAACUCAGCCAAGACUCACGAGGCUGUGGGGUUCCUCAUGUUUGCUAAGGCCAAACUGGGCGACAAUGCUUACAAGGAGCUCGUCUAGGCAGGCACGGGACAUUGCUGACCAAGGUUCAAAUCCUGAAGGUGAAAUCACAGUACAAAAAUGCGAAGAAUUCCUAUCUCAGGCGUCAUCCAUAUCUGAUGAAGAUUACGAAGAUUUUUUGGUCACCAUAUCUGAGUCAAUGGCAAAAAAGAUCACUGAUCAAGAGACAUACCUAAAGGUUUUUGUUUUUCUUGGUGGUUUGUCGAGAACAAUUGGACAGUCGUUUUACAACCAUUUGUCUUUGUAA
Molecule: messenger RNA, 1098 nt
Organism: Miscanthus lutarioriparius
Lineage: Eukaryota; Viridiplantae; Streptophyta; Magnoliopsida; Poales; Poaceae
Source: the annotation of a GenBank genome assembly